CCAUUCCACACAGCCCCCCCCCCCACCCCCCCGGGGAUUCGCUAGGCGCGUGUUUAAAAGGACGAGGACCUCGCCGAUUUACGUAGUCUCUGCGACCGCGAGUCGUCGUUGCGGGGCCGCCCUCCGUCCCGAGUCGUCCGCCGCCUUGAUUUAAAGGUGCGCAUCUCCGUCGCCUGUCGCCUGCCGGAUUUAGCCGGGGUCAGGAUCCCUGCUGCUGCUGCUGUUGUCCUCGUGUCCUCGUGCCUGCGGCCUCCUGGCGACAUGGGCAGUGGGCGCCUGCUUGCUCUAGUGCUGGCUGUGUCCCUCACGUGCUGCUUCGCGCAAGAGCUGACUGAAUGGACGGCGUGGUUCAACGUUGACCACCCCGGCGGGAACGGUGACUACGAGCGCCUGGAGGCCAUCCGCUACUACUACCGGGGCCGCGUGUGCGCACGCCCGCUGGACGUGGAGGCGCGCACCACCACCUGGGUGCCCGCCGAUCACACGGGCGAGGUGGUGCACUUCAGCCCCGAGCAGGGCUUCUGGUGCAUCAACAAGGAGCAGACGCCGGGCAGCGAGUGUUCCAACUACCACGUGCGCUUCCUCUGUCCAGUCGAGUCGGCGAGCAGAUGGACCAAGUGGUCGGGCUGGAGCAGCUGCUCUGUCAGCUGUGGGCCGGACGGGGUGCAGACCCGCCAGCGGGAGUGCAUGCCGAGUGCGCCAGACGCGUCGUGCCCAGGCGCGAACGUCGAGGAACGAAGCUGCUUCCCACCUCCUCGAACCUGUAUCCUAUUGCGAACCCGGCCAGCUGUCAAACGUGGCAAAGGACCUCCCGUUAAAGCCUGCGCGCUGCAGUGUCCGGAGGGGCGGCCGGACACGUCUUGCCGCGUGUGCCUCUGCGAGGGCCACACCAUCUACGGGCGGGUGGCAGCAGACGGCGGGACACCGCUCGCCGGCGCUACCAUGCGUCUCACGCCACCCUCCGCGGUGCAGCAGCUCGUCCCCGAGCGCGCGCUCGCUCGCACCGACCACAACGGCGUGUUCGAGAUGCACGGCGUGUGCGCCAACAACCACACGGAGCUGAGCGUGCACCGAGACCGCUUCGCUCCGGCGGUCUUUCGAGUGCAGCCCAAAGUUCGUGGCAAAGGCAUCCUGCGUGCCACCCUGCAGCUGGCCGAAAAGCCACAAAUUGUCAAGCACCCGGAGAGCCGAGCUCGGUUUGAGGGCCAGAGUGUCACCUUUUGCUGCAAAGCCGCAGGACACCCCCUGCCCACCAAAUACAUCUGGUACCACAAUGGCUCCAUGCUGCAGGGAGGACACAAACAAGAUAGCAGCCUCGUGCUUUCUAAUCUUCGGCUCCACCAAGCCGGCGAUUACCACUGUAAGGCUGUGAGCGAGGUUGGCGCUGUGAAAUCCUUCCCAGCCAAGCUCUCGUUGCUGCCUGCGAAGGACCCGGCCUGUAACCCCACGCCGACGGCGAAUCUCAUCCGUCUGCCACACGACUGCUUCCAGAACGACUCAAACUCCCUCUACAUGGACGUGGGCGCCUGCCCCAGCAAGCCUUGCGCCGGAGCCGCCGAUUUUGGCGAGUGCGGCGACCCCACCAAGCACUGCUGCGGCGUGGCGCGCAUGGAGGAGCGCGACAUAGCCUGCCAGGGCUACAAGCUCACCACCAUGGCGGUGACCGAGUGCGGCUGCGGGAAGUGCGUCAAGCCCAAGGUGUUGGUGCGCGGGCGAGCGGUGGCGGCCGACAACAACGAGCCCCUGCGCUUCGGGCAGAUCUACAUCGGCAAGAACCGCGUCGGGUUCACGGGGUACAAAGGCACCUUCAGCUUCUCGGUGCCCGAGGAGACCGAGAGGCUGGUCGUGACGUUCGUCGACCCUUCGCAGAAGCUGGUGGACUCGACUAAAGUGUUGCCCUUCAACAAAAAGGGAGGCACCGUUUUCAUUGAGGUCAAGAUGCUGCGGAAAAAGCCGCACGUCACGCUGAACCCAGCCGUCACUAACAUAGUCCCUCUUGGGGAGGCAGAGGGCCAAGAUCCCAUCGCGGAGAUGGAAAUCCCGCCGAACUCCUUCUACCUGGCUAACGGAGAGGUGUACAGCGGCUUCGUCAAAGCCAGUGUUACAUUUUUAGAUCCACGCGUGAUAGCAACGUCAGCUGCUGCACCGAGCGACCUGAACUACAUUGACACGGAAGGUGACAUUUUCCCCCUUAGGACGUACGGAAUGUUUUCCGUGGACUUCAAAGACGAGCAACUGCAGGAAACGCUCAACUCGGGCAAAGUGAAGAUUUACAUCGACUCCAACCAAAUAAAAAUGCCGGAGCAUCACAACAAAAUGAAGCUUUGGUCAUUAAACACUGAGACGGGGCUUUGGGAGGAAGAGGCUGAUUUCAAGUACUCGGAGAGUCGCCGUAGUAAGAGGGAAGAGCGUACAUUCUUGAUUGGAAAUGUUGAGAUCCGUGAACGGCGAAUGUUUAACCUAGACGUUCCCGAGGAGCGGCGCUGCUACGUCAAAGUGCGCACGUAUCGAAGUGAAAGCUUCAUGCAGAGCGAACAAGUUCAAGGAGUUGUGGUUUCGCUCAUAAACAUGGAGCCCAAGGCCGGCUUUGCCAGCAAUCCGCGGGCAUGGGGCCGCUUUGACAGCGUGGUGACUGGACCCAACGGAGCCUGCCUACCUGCCUUUUGCGACAGCCUCCAGCCAGAUGCCUACACAGCCUACGUGACAGCGAGUCUGGGUGCCGAGGAGCUAGAGGCCGCUCCAUCAUCGCCCAAACUCAACCCCAACCUGGUGGGCGUGACGCGCCCCUUCCUCGAUAAGCUGCAGUACCAGCGGACGGACCACGAAGAUUCGGCCGUAAAGAAGACAGCUUUUAAAAUCAACCUCGCCAAGCCUGAUCCCAACCUCCCAGACGAGACUAAUGGCCCCAUUUAUGCUUUUGUUAAUCUCAAGGAGUGUGAGCAGGCACCGUACUCGGCCAGCCAUUUCCGCUUCUACAGAGUGGAGGGUGACAGGUACGAGUUCAACAAGAUACCCUUUAAUGAAAAUGACCUCAUGUCCUGGACGGCCAACUAUUUGUCUUGGUGGCCCAAGCCACAGGAGUUCCGUGCCUGCUACGUCAAGGUGAAGAUCAAUGGGCCCAAGGAGGUGAUGAUUCGCUCGAGUAACGUUGGCGGCACGCACCCAGCCACCACGGGCCAGCUAUACGGCGUGCGUGACGUGCGCAGCGUCAAGGACAUGACCUAUCCCAACGUGUCGGCUGCCUGCGUUGAGUUCAAGUGCGGGGGCAUGCUCUACGACGAGAGCCGCAUCGACCGCACCCUAGUGACCGUCGUUCCGCAGGGAGACUGCCAGCGUCAGAGCGUGAACGCCAUCCUGCAGGAAUACCUGGCCAACCACCCUCCCCUUGCCACCAACAAUGCGAGCCAAGCUUUCACCAUGUUCGCCCCGCUCGACCCACUGGGCCACAACUACGGCAUUUACACGGUGACGGACCAGGACCCUCGCACGGCCAAGGAAAUCGCGCUCGGCCGCUGCUACGACGGGACGUCCGACGGGGCGUCGCGUGUCAUGAAGAGCGACGUGGGCAUCGGCCUCAUGUUCGCCUGCCGCGAGCGGGCGGUUGGGCGCGAGAGCCUCUUCGAGAGGGUGCGCAAUUCCCCGUCCGUGGUCACGCGCACGCAGUCGUCCCGGGUCGGCGUGGCGUCCGGAGGGAGGACCCGCAACGGAGGGCUGCGGCGGAGGGGAGCGACGGUUCGCGGAGGCAGGGCCUUCGCCAGAGUCCGCGAAAUGCAGAGCGGUGGCGCGGCGAGGGCGAGCCAAUGAGAGCGCGGACAUCAACCGAGCGGCCAACCACCGACAAAAUAUUUACGUGGACAAAAAAAAAGGAGUGGGACGUGUGCUUGCGUCACGUGAAGUAGCAGCAUCGUCUCUGUUUUGUGAUAAAUAUGUGGUAUUUUUGUCCACGUGAAGAUGUGUUGUGCACGGUGAAAUGAUGUAAUGCAGUUAAUUGUUUUCGGUGGCUGAUGAAAACUGGAAAAAUUCCGUUCAACUGCCAUUCAAUUUCAUUGCAGUUCUUGCACUUGAAAAUGUAAUUGGUUGCUUUUGCCAAACAUCACUUUAUCAUGUAUAUGACCUUUACUCAUAAUAUAAUUUUUUCCGUAUGACCUUUGCUCAUAAUAAUUUGAACAAUAAUUUCAAACUCGAUCUAUUAUGACAUUACCAACAUGCCUAACACGCAUGCAGUGGAACAAUAGCAGAGAUUGUUGUAAAUACAGUGAUAUGUUUAAUAUCACAAUAGCAUUGGAUAUUUUUCAAGUCAAUGUUUUGAUCACGAAUCAACAAUGAUCAUUUAAUAGCUGGUUCAGCUGGCAUCACCAAAAGCUUUGAAUUUUUGCUAAUUACACAUGUGCACACACGUCCAAUACCCACAGAUGUGGAUAUUGUUGCAGUAUUCAACAGAUGACUUCAUUGUCUAAAAUAAGACUUCAAUAAAGGUGCUCAACAACUAUGAAUUACUUAAAGACUAGUGUGGUGCUAAUAAUUACAUUUUGAGUUUGAAAAUGUCGAUAAGAACUCGGGGUUGUUGUAAACUGACUGCAGUUAAUCAUAGAUAUGUGAGGCAUAGUUAUUAUAUAGGGGGCGCCACGGUGGUGAGACGUUAACUCCCUCGCCUGGUAUACAGGAGGACGUGGAGUUCGAUCCUCGACCCUGACGCCUGCUAUAUAUUUGGAGUUUGUAUGUUCUCCCCAUGGUGGUGUGGAUUUUUUUCUCCGUGGUGCUCUGAUUUUCCCCUCCACAUUUGAGAAUCAACAUGCGUUUUAGAGUGUUUGGCUGCAAUUUGUGGCCAGUUCGCUUCUGAAACAAGAGCUGUAUAGCUCAGUGGGCCUUACCUGGUGAAAUAAAAAAAAAUUGUUUAAUGUAUCUUGAACUUUGCCUGAAAUAUACGAACGUGUACUCGUUACAUGCCUUACCUUUAAAACCAACAUUCUCAGAAUAAAUGACCUAGACUGCUUGACGUAACCAAGCGAGGCAUGAGCUUAUUUUAAAAAAAAUUGAAGUAAUAGCAACCUCAUGUAUUACGUUAUGUGAUUGUGGCAUAUGCACAUUGUUAACCUAAAAAAAUACACACACAAUGUUGCUGACAUCGCCAAAUCAAUUGUUUAACCAGAGUUAGUAAAAUGCGUUCCCCUGUCUCUUCACGAGACGGAAUUUGCCAUCAAGAUUUGUAAUUUAAAACUGAAACCAUAAUGAAAAUGACCUACUGCUGGACACUAUUUGGCAUGUUUUAUUAAUUUAUUGUAGCAUGAUUUGUUUUGGUAUAUAGUACAUAGCAUAUGACUAUCACGAGAUUUUCCAUUGUGCGUUUUAAAUGUUUGUCCAUCACGUAAUUGUUUAUUUAUCUUCAUAUAUAAUGUAGUAUCGACAAUCUUUUCACUAACAUCUCAGACUUUGAUAUUUGUUCCAUAUAUAUUUACUGUGUAUGUUAAAGAGUGCCAUAACUUGGCUUUAAAGCUGAAAAAGUUUACCAGUAUCAACGGUUGUAUUUUUUUGUAUAAAUAAUGCAACUUUUACGAUGUAUAGCCUCUACCUUUUUGAUCAUUAAUAAAGUAAUGCUGUAUAUUGAAAUCUGUCCGUUUAA
This is a messenger RNA of Lethenteron reissneri (Far Eastern brook lamprey), 5620 nucleotides long. It is a transcript of the gene CILP, whose product is annotated as cartilage intermediate layer protein. The record is from RefSeq and is a predicted model, not a curated record. NCBI's taxonomy places the organism in Eukaryota, Metazoa, Chordata, Hyperoartia, Petromyzontiformes, Petromyzontidae.